AUGGCCAAUAAAAUACUACAGGCCAACACCAAUCAUGCGAAGGGUGCCCAGGAUCUCUUCGUCCACACUAUGGCGGAGAGGUCCUGCGGCCUUGGUAUUGUCGCGGAGCCCUACAAAGUACCAGACAAGCCCAACUGGGUGCGAAGUAUCGAGGGCUCCGCGGCAAUAGGGCCCAUCAUUGUUAUAGGAGUGUAUCUCCCGCCGAGCCUAAAAAAUAGGAAAUUCGGCGGGAGAUUAAGGAUCUUGGAGAGAAUGGUCGCCAAGCAUCACCCCAAGCCGAUAAUGGUCGCGGAGGACUUCAAUGCCAAGUCAACGGCAUGGGGUUCCCCGCGCACCGACUGGCGGGGUGGUGAGGUGGAGGAAUGGGCGGCGCAAUGCGGCCUCACGCUCCUCAAUGAGGGGAGCGUGAAUACGUGCGUGCGGCGGCAGGGCGGGUCAAUUGUGGACCUCACGUGGGUGCCCCAUCCUGCAGCAAAGAUGGCACGGAGCUGGAGAGUGGCGACGGAGGUCGAAACGUUAUCCGACCAUAGAUAUAUAGAGAUCUCCGUCGCCAUGAUCCCAAAGGAGGUCGCAGAGCGCCGCCGAAUAAGAGAGGCGAACUCCAGGAGAUGGGCCCUCAGGAAAUUAGACGAGGACAUGCUCAUGGCGGCGAUCAACGCCGCCAUGAUAGGGAAGGAAGAGGGGACCGGGGAUUUGGAGGAGCACAGGGCAUGGCUAACAAACGUCGUACUCCAAGCGUGCGACGUGGCCAUGCCCAGAGUCAAAACCCGGUCUCCUAAACAUGCUUAUUGGUGGUCGGAAGAGAUCGCCGAGUUGAGGCGGUCCACCGACCAAGCGAGGAGGAACAUCAAGAGGAGGGCAAGGCACGCGCUACUGGACCCGGAAGGAUUGGAGGACGCGUGGGACGCUUACAAAAAUAGGAGGAACGACCUGCGCGCCUCCAUCCGUUAA
Nylanderia fulva is the source of this 951-nucleotide messenger RNA. The record is from RefSeq and is a predicted model, not a curated record. Lineage: Eukaryota; Metazoa; Arthropoda; Insecta; Hymenoptera; Formicidae.